This is a messenger RNA of Plasmodium gaboni, 1134 nucleotides long. Its product is annotated as glutamate--tRNA ligase. The annotation marks the transcript as partial. Gene Ontology annotation, biological process: glutamyl-tRNA aminoacylation. Gene Ontology annotation, molecular function: glutamate-tRNA ligase activity; tRNA binding; ATP binding. The record is from RefSeq and is a predicted model, not a curated record. The transcript is spliced from 4 exons. NCBI's taxonomy places the organism in Eukaryota, Apicomplexa, Aconoidasida, Haemosporida, Plasmodiidae.
UCCAAAAUGAUCAAGAAAAAAUAUAUUUAUAAUAGAAAAUGUCGAGAUAUGAAUAGUGAAGAAAUUAAAAAGAAAUUAGAACAGAAUAUUACAUAUACUAUUCGGUUUAAAUCGCCAUUAAAAAGGAAAAUAAUAUUAAAGGAUAUUUUAAAAGGUGAUAUCAUAGAUGAAGUACUUGAAGAUUUUAUUAUAUUAAGAAGCAACGAAUUACCUACAUAUAAUUUUUCAGUUUCAGUUGAUGAUUAUUUAAUGAGAAUAACACAUGUUAUAAGAGGUGUGGAACAUAUUUCAAAUACGUUCAAGCAAAUUUUAAUAUUGGAAACGUUGAAUGCUGAUAUCCCACAUUAUGCUCAUAUACCUGUUAUAACGACUGAAGAAAAAAAAAAAAUAAGCAAAAGAAAUAACGAAUAUUUAAUCAGAAAUUUAAGGGAGGAAGGUUUUAAGCCAGAAUGCGUAGUUAAUUAUAUGACUACAUUGGGAUGGGGCAGUAUCUCUAAGAAGGAAUUUUAUACGAUGAAUGAACUCAUUGAUACGUUUAAUAUACAUAAGCUAAACAAGUCAUCCGUUGUUUUUGAUAUUAAAAAAUUAAAAUGGAUGAACAAGAAAUAUAUGUUAGAACAAGAUAAUGAUACAUACGUACAAGAAGCUGAACAAUAUAUGAUAAAUAAUAACAUAUUGUCAUCAAAUAAGUAUAAAGAAUUUGUGGAAUUGUGUGUAGAUAUAUUUAAAUACGAAGUACAUAAUUAUUAUGAAUUGAAAGAAUGUAUUUUAAAUGCUCUUAAAUAUGAACAUCAAGGAAAUGAUUAUUUAAAUAAUGAUGAUAUAUAUUUAAAACAGGUUGCUUUUCUAUUAUAUGAUUGGUAUCUGAAAAAUGAAGUUAAAGAUAAUAAUGAAUAUAUAGAAAUGAAAAUGAUAAACGAUUUUGAUACAUUAAUAGAUGAUAUUGUUAAAAGUACCAACUUAAAAAAAAAUCAAGUUCUAUUAAAAAUUCGUUUACUUCUAACAUUUCAAAGGAAGGGAAUACCAUUUAUAUAUUUAAUAAAACUUUGGGCAUCCGCUAGAAAACAUAAUAUACCCAAUUAUUUUUCAUUGGAAAAAAGAUUUUUACAUUUGAAAAAUGUAUUUAAUUUUUGA